This is a messenger RNA of Exaiptasia diaphana, 1531 nucleotides long. RefSeq names its product E3 ubiquitin-protein ligase TRIM71-like. Lineage: Eukaryota; Metazoa; Cnidaria; Anthozoa; Actiniaria; Aiptasiidae. Gene Ontology annotation, molecular function: ubiquitin protein ligase activity; protein binding. The coding region runs from base 1 to 1197 and encodes 398 amino acids. The record is from RefSeq and is a predicted model, not a curated record. Gene Ontology annotation, biological process: proteasome-mediated ubiquitin-dependent protein catabolic process; protein polyubiquitination. The transcript has a single exon.
AUGGAAAAUCUGAAGUUCGGUGAGGUGGUGGAAAGCGUGACAGACCCGUCACGUUGUUCUAUCGAGUCUGUAAGUAACAUCAGAUGUGGUUUUAUCAACGAGUUUAAAAUCGUGACAAGAAAUUCAGAAGGGAAUGUCUGCUAUACCAAUAAAGGCUCAAUUGAUGUACAAAUUCAAGAUGUUGACGGCGACGAUGUACAGAAAGAACUGACCGAGACUGAAACUGGCAGAUUCACAGUGAAAUAUAGAGCAGAGAAACCUUCACCGUACAAAGUUGUAGUGAGUAUUGGAGGAGAAGAGAUCAAAAACUCACCACAGAACAUUGAGACAAUCGAUGCUAGAGUAGAGUUGAAACCCUUGAGAUUAAUUGAUCUAAAAGAGUUGUUCAGUCCUUUUUCACUUGCUGUAAGUGAGAGAGGAGACAUAGCUGUGGUUAAUAAUGAUUUGAAAAGCGAUUUCCGUGUUUUGCUGUUCAAUGAUGAUGAUGGACAGUAUGUUCGAGAGAUUGGUGGUGCAGGAUCUGUAGAAAGUCAACUUAGUUCUCCAUUUAUACGCGUAAUCUUCAAUAAAGACCAAAUACUUGUUAGCGACAUUGAUCCAGAUAAUAAGCUCUGUGGCUGUAUAAAGGAAUUUGAUAUCAAUGGUACUUACAACAGAACUCUUUGUAAACAAACUGAAAGUAUGUUCAUCACAAGAAUGUGCAAAGAUAACCAAAACAUCGCGUAUUUGAGCUUUAAUGUGGAUACUAAAGACACAUUUAUAAAGUCAUUUGAUGAACAGAAUGGUGAUCACCUUACUGACAUCAAACUAGAUGUUCCUGAUAAUGGUCAUGGGAUUCCUUUGUCUUUAGCCUGUGAUAACAAGAAGUACUUUGUAUCGUUUUUAGAUAUGAACACUGUUUAUGUUUUUAACGAGAAUGGUCGUCUGUUGUACAGUUUUGGAGAGAAAGGAAAGAAAGAUGGGCAGUUUGAUGUCGUAGGUGGAUUUGCCGUGUUUGGUAAAGAAAUGCUUCUUGUCUGUGAUUGUCGUAACGACCGCGUGCAAGUCUUCAGUCAAGAUGGUCAGUUCAUAAGGUCCUUUGGUAGCUAUGGUUCAGGUCUUGGUCAAAUGGAUGGUCCUAUUGAUGUUGCUGUUACACCAGAUGGUCGAGUAUUUGUACUUGAGUAUGAUGGGAACCGAGUUCAAGUUUGGAGAUAAUUUUUCGAAAUAAUAAACAGUUGAUUUUGAAUCCUUAGACUGACGUAUUGUAAAAACAAGCUUACAAAGUUCAGUUGGAAGUUGGAAGUUCAGUUCGAUUUUGUUCUUGUUUGGCAAGUGUUUCAUUCAAAGGCUUGCAUUUAGCGUUCUUGUAAUUUAAAAAAGGUUUUUUUCCAGGCAUACAGCAAUUUUUGAAAACGUUGAAAUGAAUACUUUAUUCUGAAUUGUAAAUUCCAAGACCGCAAUGCAUUGUUAAUAUAAAACACUUACAUUAGCCACCUUACAAAAUGAUUAAUUCUAAAACUAAUUGCUAAGCUUUCGAAUGUACUGAACU